Candidula unifasciata is the source of this 1965-nucleotide messenger RNA. The record is from the annotation of a GenBank genome assembly. Lineage: Eukaryota; Metazoa; Mollusca; Gastropoda; Stylommatophora; Geomitridae.
AUGAAGAUUUGGGACACCAGAUAUGCUAAACUGUGUGACUACCUGGUGAAAAAGAAGCGCUGCUACAUGCAGAGGUUCCAUAAAGCUCGGCUAUAUCAUGACAUGUGUCCAAACAAGCAGCCAGAACAUAUCCAGAAUUUAAAGUGUUUUAAUGAACAGUUACGGGAACUCAUUGACAGUGAGAAGGAAAGGGCUAAACACCAGCCAGAACAAUUUGAACCAAUAAAGCCAGCGCUGUCACCCUUCCACCAAAGCAGUUCAAUAGCCACAGUCAGAACCAGUAUUAAAGAUUCACAGCAGAUAGAGAAUGAGAUGAUAGACAGCAGUGAAGAUUGUAAGCCAGAUGCUACCAAGCUAGCUUACUAUGGGUACAAAGAGCCAUAUACAGAAGAUAGCAGUGGAUCACAGAAAGAAGAAUACCCAUGUGCCUCUUUAACUACCUCCCCAUGUGCCUCUAUCGUUACCUCUCCUCACACCUCUAUAGUUACCUCCCCACAUGCCUCUAUAUUUACCUCCCCUUACACUUCUAUAGUUACCUCCCCAUAUGCUUCUAAAAUCACCUCCCCUCACACCUCUGUAGUUGCCACUCCACCUCGGCAGAAGAGAAAACUACAUGAGUCAGGCAGCUCCGGAACACUAAAACUUGUGCUGAAGCGACGGACGACUGACAACUUUAUGGUGAAGAAAUCACCAGCAGACAUGUAUGAAGACCUGAAAUCAGAUGUACAUUUAGCGAAGAGUGAGAGUGAAUCUGAGUCUGAUUCUCAAAUUGCUGAUGCAGCUCGUACCUAUCCACUCAUUAUCCGCCGAAGAACAUUGUCGAUGUCUUCGAGACAGACUUCAUCCAGUGAUAUUAGUUCAUGUAGUUCUCCAGCAAAUAAAACUCAGGAUCAUUCAUCGGUGGGAGAGAAUUCAGAUGAAGAAAUAGAUGAAAAUAACGAUGAGGAUGAUGAGUCAUCAGAUGAGGGAGAAGAAAUUGAGAAGAGUUCCAUUGAUGAUAAAGAAAUUGUAGAACAGUUUAUAGGAAGUAAAGAAUGCUCAAGUAAAAAAUAUUGUGUUUCUGGCAGAGACGACCUGCAAAAUAAUCAGUUAGGUAAUGUUGCUUCGUGCAAAUUAAGUUCUGAUGUAUUCAUGGAGAAUGAUGAGAUUCUAGACAGUGUUGAAGCUCUUAACCACUAUAACAUCACCAUUGAUCAAUUCUCUGCUGGUCGAGUAGUUAGACCUUCCAAAGACAGUGGUGCAAGUCUUGAUAGUCCUCACAGUGGUAAGAAUUCUAGUGCUUCAGUGACAUCAGAGGAUGUGUUUCAUUCCAAUUUAUCGUCAUAUCCCCAUGUGGACUCGCCUCAUGCCAAAGAUCAUCUGAGCUAUAGUGUUUAUUCUGAUGGCAACAGAACUGGUCAUUCAACUGUAAGUUUACAGACUUCUGUGGCUGGUGUUCCAGGGCUGUUUGGGCAAAGCUGUCGGACAUCCCCGUGCUCCCGAGAUGAAGAGUAUAUGUCAGAGAGUUCCUUGAGCGGCAUUCAGAAAGAGACAUCUACGAAAGGGCCUCUGAGCUCUUCUCUCUUUAUUACACCUAACAAAAACCUGUUAAAAACUGAUGCCAUGUUUAACUCCGAUGAUGACGACGAUGAUGCUGACGAUCAGUUAAGUGGUGAUCGACGGAUUGGGUCCGCGUUUAAGAUUGAUAAUAAAGACCCUCAGAGUAACAUGAUCAAUGACUCAGUGAGAUCUGCCAUAAACAGUGUGCUAGAUGGCGAUGAUGAUGAUGAUGAUGAUGAUGAUGAUGAAGAUGAUAUAGACAACAAAGACUUACAAAACAAUUGGGCUUCUUCUGCAAAUAGAUUGCCUGUAUCCUCAUCAUCUUCAUCCAUUCAUAAUUUGUUCCAUUCAUCACUAUCAUCCUCGCGUGCACAUAGCCAUGACGCUGAUCUUGAUGCAGCUGUACAGAGCAUUCUCAAUAGUUGA